Falco peregrinus (peregrine falcon) is the source of this 2253-nucleotide messenger RNA. It is a transcript of the gene EPS8L3, whose product is annotated as EPS8 like 3. Gene Ontology annotation, molecular function: actin binding. The coding region runs from base 36 to 1868 and encodes 610 amino acids. NCBI's taxonomy places the organism in Eukaryota, Metazoa, Chordata, Aves, Falconiformes, Falconidae. Gene Ontology annotation, biological process: Rho protein signal transduction; positive regulation of ruffle assembly; regulation of Rho protein signal transduction. The record is from RefSeq and is a predicted model, not a curated record. Gene Ontology annotation, cellular component: ruffle membrane; vesicle; plasma membrane. The transcript is spliced from 18 exons.
AGCAGAAGCGAGGCACCCUCGCUGCCCCCGGCAAGAUGGGAGACCCCUUCAGGUGCUGGGACAAGUUCCCAUCCCGCAGCGAAUACGACAGCAGCUCCCCCCUUCCACGGUCCAACAGCUUCGCCCGCCCCAGUGGGAAAAGCAUCUACAACCAGCGCAAGGACUACAGCCAGACCCUGCUCAAGCCCCAAAGCGAUUUCCAGCACCACGUUGAGCACCUGCUCACAGUGCGCCUGGAGAGGGACAUCCGCAGCGCCGAUGACUGCCUGGAGCACCUGAAGGUGCUGGAGGCUCAGGGACGGGUCUGGGGGCAGGACCUCAUCCUGCAAGUCAAGGACCAGGAACUGGUGCUGAGGGAUGUAGAGAGCAAGGAGGAGGUGGACACUUACCCGCUGGGCAGCGUGCAGGGCUGCUCGGCCAUGCUGGGCGGCUGCGGCUACGACUCGGUCUUGGCCAUCAGCGUGCGGGAGCGGAACCCCCCGGGGACCAGCGUCCUCCUCUUCCAGUGCCAGCAUCUGGGGGCAGAGACGCUGAAGAGCAGCCUGGAGAAGCUGGUGAAGCGGUGGAAGGAGGAGCAGAGGAGUCAAUAUGGGCACAGGAGCAGCCUGGACUCGCCGCCGAGCCUGCCCCCCCCAUACGCGCAGGGUCCCUACGUGGCCCCAAAUCGGUGGGCAGAGACCCCCGAGCCCGACUUCCACGCGCCCCCCCAGCGUGGGCUGCCCUCCUCGGACUACAGCUCAGUGGACACCCAGCGGAUGCCACGGACUGACCCCCCCGGCCAGGUCACGUCCAGCGUGGACCGCGAUGUUGAGGUCCUUAACCACGUGCUGAGCGACUUGGACCUCUUCAUGGUCCAGCUGAAGACAGCCCUGGGCAUGGACGGCACCGCCAACGGCAAGAAGAAGAAGAUGAAGAAGAAAGCUCUGCCCUCCAAGGGUGACUACACAGAGUUUUUCCAGAAGGUGAAAUAUGGCCUCAACCUACUGGGCCGGACCCACCAGCAUGUGCGGGACCCGGACCCCUCCCAGCUGCUGCACCUCAUCUUCACGGCCCUCUCCUUCGUGCUGCAGCACUGCCCCAGCCCCAGCCUGCCCGCGGCGGUGGAGGCGCCGCUGCUGCUGCCGGAGGCGCUGGAGCUGCUGGAGAAGACCCUGCACCAGGACCACCACCGCACCUGGAAGACCCUGGGCAUCGCCUGGAACAAGCCCAGGGCAGAGUACCCCAACGGCAACCUGGUGCCCCACUACAUCCCGGUCUUCUCGGAUGGGUGGCUGCCCCCUCCCAUGGAGCAGGUACAGCUCGGGGGGGGGCAGGACCUCCCGCCACCUGCCUCAGUUUCCCCAAGUCACUCUCAACACGCGACCCCCUCUCUGCUCCCCGCGCAGUCACCGCUCGCCGGCCGGAGGGACAGUCCCGGCCAAGCCCUCCCUGCCCAGGGGCUGGUCCAAGCCCUGUAUGAGUUUCAGGGCAGGAACCCGCAGGAGCUGAGCGUCAGGGUGGGGGACACGCUGCAGGUCCUGGACCAGCGGAACAAGUGGUGGCUGGUGCAGAAUGGCUGGGGGGACAAGGGCUACGUCCCCAGCAACAUCGUGGAGCCCCUGGGGCAGGGGCACAGGGGGGGGGACAGUGCCAGCCAGGACAGCCCCCCCAACCUGCACCCCAACUCCUCACCGGCGGAGGUCACAGCCUGGCUGAAGGACAAGGGCUUCUCACGGAUCACAGUGCGGUGCCUGGGGGUGCUGACGGGGUCCCAGCUGCUGCAGAUGAGCCCGGCGGAGCUGCAAGCCGUCUGCCCCGAGGAGUGGCGGCGAGUCCUCUUCAAGCUCUCCUCCGCCAGGACAUCCCUGGGGAUGGACCCCAGGGAUUGAGCCACCGCGCUGCUGUCCCCACCACGCACCCCGCAGGAUGGAGCACCCCAGGCACUGCAGGACCCAGGGGGGGGGGGACCCCACACCCCCAACCCACCUGGCCCCCCCAAGACUGAGAGCCUUGGGGGUUAGGGGACAUGUCACCCCCAAAACCACCGAUGGCACAAGGCUGCUGGGAGCCCCCCCCCGCUGCACCAGAGGGCACGCCUCCCCCCGGGGAGAUGUGCUGCUGGGGCCCCCCAGGGAAAGUGGGGGGGGGGGGGGCGGGCAACGGGUGUGCACCCCUCAAAAUGUGUAGCGAUGGCUGUGGAAAAUAAAGAGUGACAGAACCAGGGUCUGCAAGGGGGCCACCCCACUGGGGCAGGGAGGGGGCCACGGUGUGCCA